Molecule: messenger RNA, 3869 nt
Organism: Capsicum annuum
Lineage: Eukaryota; Viridiplantae; Streptophyta; Magnoliopsida; Solanales; Solanaceae
Product: G-type lectin S-receptor-like serine/threonine-protein kinase CES101
Exons: 7
Coding region: 1250-3610 (786 amino acids)
Biological process (GO): protein phosphorylation
Molecular function (GO): protein serine/threonine kinase activity; ATP binding
Source: RefSeq, a predicted model, not a curated record
UUCAUUACCUCUCUCUCUUAACAAAUCCUUCAAAAUCUGUAACAACACUACUACUGCAUUCACCCAACUGUGAGUUUAUUUUAUUAGUAAUAAUCUUAAAAAAGAAUCAUUCGGAAAUCUUGCAAGGAAACAAAUAGAUAAUGAGCUAGAUUUUUCUAUUUUUUUCUACUAUUAUCUUCUAGUAUCAGAUAAUCGAUUCGGUCGUUACAACAUUGAGAGACUUCUCCUAGUACAAGAGGACCAAUCAGACGCACCUCUGGUGGCCAAAUGUGGAGGACUCUAAGUAGUAUGUCCACCAAGAUGAGAAGAGAUUUGAGGGACUGUAAAAUUGAGCUGAAAAAACUUGAAACACUCUUUCUUUAACAAGAGGGAAGAACCCAAGCUGAUGGUUUUACUGAAAAAGAGCCUCAAGUCAUCUCUUUUAAAUAAACAAAAGGGGAACUUGCCUAUGAUUUAUAUCCACAAAAGAAUAUGAUUUACAUCGAGAAAUGUUUACAAUAUCAGUGCAAUUUAGUUUGAUGUAGGAAAUUAGUUGCCUUAUUUUUUUCAGGUUAUUGGUUUUACUUAUCCUAAAGGGUUACUUGUAUUACCUUCUAAGUCUAAGAUGUUUGUCCUGUGCGAGUAUACAAAAGUUAAAAGUCAUGAAAAUCUGUUAUUUUUGGAGCAAAUCAAGGGUGGUGAACAGCACAAUGACCCAGUCAACUGGGAUUUGAAGAUUCUUGGUAAUUAAUCAGGGUGGAUAUACAAGAAUUUUGCUGCUCUCACUCUUCAAAAUGUUAACGGGUGCGUGUCGGAUUCUUCAAAAAUUGAGCAUAUUUAACCUGUUUCUAUCAAAGCAGCUUGUAAACUCCGACCAUCGUCUCAAGGAGGCACGGGUCAGGCAAUGGAAAAGUCUUUGGAUGCAUUAACCACACUGAGAGACACGAAUGCGCAGGUAACGUCAGUUGGCAAAGUGGCCCCGCGCAGACAGAGUGAGUUUCGGCCAAUUCAGAUGUGCCAUUGAUUGAGGACUAGGAGAAUCUGACGCGGGUACGGCAUAGUAAGUGAAGAGUCCAGCAACUUAGAAAUUUUCCACUAAAAAAGUAGGCCUGUGUGGAAUUUUAAGCAUACAUAGAAAAAACCAGGUCAACGAAAGACAGCAAAGUCAAGGGCAUGCUGUCCUUGUUUUGGUAUUUCCGUUUUGACUCCUUAGAAAUAUGCAGCAGUAAUCAUUUUGGUGUAGCUUACAGAGCUGCAGGAAAAAAACAUCAUGGCUAACUACCAAAUUUGGAUCAUUUUUAUCCUUAUGGUAUCCUAUCACUUUUUACCCGCAGACCUUGCUGACAGCUCAAUCUUGAAGGGACAAAAUCUAUCUGAUUAUCAACGAUUGGUCUUGGAAAAUAUAUUCUUCAAAAUGCAAUUUUUCAGUCCCAGCAAGUCAAGAAACCGUUACUUGGGUAUAUUUUAUGCUCGGGAAAAUCUUGAUACGUACAAUAACGUUAUUAAUGGAGGAGUAGAUCACAAGGCUCUGUGGAUAGCUAAUAGAGACGAUCCUAUAACCGAUACAUCUGGAAGUCUUAUGAUUGCUCCUGAUGGGAGAUUAGUGAUUUCUCAUGGUGAAGGAAAGGUUAUUUUGCUUAGUGCUACUCCAACAGCAGCAACUAAUUUAACUGCUGUACUGCUCGAUAAUGGUAAUUUUGUGCUGAGGGAACUGAAUCCCAACGGCUCUGUUAAGCAAACGCUAUGGCAAAGCUUUGAUUAUCCAACCGAUACACUUCUGCCAGGAAUGAAGCUUGGGAUCAACUUGCGAACUGGGCAUGAAUGGUCAUUGACUUCAUGGGUAAAUGAUCAGUUACCUGCUUCAGGGUCUUUUACCUUUGGUCUUGACCCUAAUGGUACGAAUCAGCUGAUAAUCUUGUGGAUGGACAAGGUCUAUUGGAAGAGUGGCCCUUGGCCUUUCAGACAUCUUGCUUUUAAAUAUGUGUCAAAUGAGGAUGAGAAGUACUUUAAUUUUACUGCUGAUUCUUUCGAUGGAAGGUACACUAUGAGUCCAUCUGGAUUAAUUGAGGAUGGUUUUGGUGGAAAUGUAGAGUUUGGUGAUUGCAGCAAUGAGGAUCCAAAUGCUGGCUGCGUGAAACAGAUAUUGCCCCAGUGCAGGGCAGCUAAAAAAUAUUGGUUUGAGCUUAGACAAGUUUUCAUCUUUGGAGACAGCUUUAAAUUCGAUGAGAACUAUACCUUGAGUCUCUCAGAUUGCAAGGCCAAAUGUGAGAAUGAUUGCUCAUGUGUUGCCUAUGCCUCAGUCGAUAGUGACUACGGAGUUGGCUGUCAAAUUUGGGGAAACAACACGAGUUUUAUGACAUCAACAAACAGUCUAGCCAGAGGUGUUUUCUUUCUUACAAGAAAAGAUGGGAAGCGAAAAUGGUGGAUAUGGCUGACGGUAGCGGUGUCCCUAAUGGUAUUUGCUUUCAUUUGCUCCUUAUUAUGUCUGAUACAAAGAAAACUCAGAGCAAGAGGCAAAGUCAGAGAAGAAAUGGAGAAAGUGUUAUAUGGAGGUCCUCAGGCCAAUUCUGGCCAGUACAAUAACAAGAAGACUUCUAGACUCAGCAAGAAGUUCAGGCAUGAUAUACAAAUUUUCAGCCUUGAAACUAUAAACACGGCCACAAACAAUUUUUCGUCUGCCAAUAAGUUGGGAGAGGGUGGCUAUGGACCCGUUUAUAAGGGGAUGUUUCUCGACGGGCAAGAGAUAGCCAUAAAGAGACUUUCAAGAAGUUCAGGGCAAGGAUUGGUAGAGUUCCAAAAUGAAAUUAUGCUGAUUGCUAAACUCCAGCACACAAAUCUUGUUAGGCUUUUAGGGUGUUGCAUUGAAGGGGAAGAGAAGAUAUUAGUUUAUGAAUACAUGAUGAACAAAAGCUUAGAUUUCUUCUUAUUUGAUCCUAGCAGAAAAGAUUCACUAAAAUGGAAUAUCCGUUUGAAUAUUAUCGAAGGAGUUGCUCAAGGACUACUUUAUCUCCACAAGUAUUCAAGGCUGAGGGUGGUUCACAGAGAUCUAAAAGCCAGCAAUAUCUUGCUUGAUGACAAAAUGAACCCCAAAAUCUCAGACUUUGGUUUGGCCAGGAUAUUUGGGAGGCAAGAAUUUGAAGCUAACACGGAGCGAAUUGUUGGUACAUAUGGCUAUAUGUCUCCAGAAUAUGCCAUGAAUGGCAUUGUGUCAACGAAGACAGACAUAUUCAGUUUUGGAGUUCUAGUACUCGAGAUUUUGAGUGGUAAAAGAAACAACAGCUGCUAUCAUUUAGAACGCCCACUAAACCUCAUUGGAUAUGCAUGGGAAUUGUGGAAAGCAGGCAGAGUCCUUGAAGAACUAACAGAACCUGUAUUGUUAAAUGAAUCGACGCCAAUGAACGAGGUAAUGAGAUGCAUUCAUGUAGGAUUGCUCUGUGUUCAAGCCAAUCCAAUGGACAGGCCAUCCAUGUCAAGUGUGGUUAUGAUGCUCACAAAUGAUAGCCUGCAACUUCCCGUCCCCAAGCAACCAGCAUUCUUCAUUGAAACAGCUUUGGCAGAGACCGAAACUCACGAAAAAGUUGGACAUAGUUCCCCAAAUGGACUAUCAAUAUCAGAUAUGGUAGCGAGAUGACUUUCGUCGUUGUACUCCUCAAAAUUGUCAAAAGGGAAUAUGUAAUCUCCCUUAUGAAACAAAAUAAAGACUACUGUUUGUAUCCUUCAUCUGGAAUUUAUUAAGUGUGAGUUGUUAGCAAGAGAAAGUAAGCUUGUUAAAGCCUUUUCAGAUUAUACUGUCUGCACAAUUUUUAGAGGUCGCCAGCAACAUAUUGUAUAACACUUAGUGUGAAUGCAAAUGAAGAUUCAGAGUAUCAAAUGUAACUGAAUUCAGAACU